Molecule: messenger RNA, 962 nt
Organism: Scophthalmus maximus (turbot)
Lineage: Eukaryota; Metazoa; Chordata; Actinopteri; Pleuronectiformes; Scophthalmidae
Product: odorant receptor 131-2-like
Exons: 1
Coding region: 22-936 (304 amino acids)
Biological process (GO): G protein-coupled receptor signaling pathway
Cellular component (GO): membrane
Molecular function (GO): G protein-coupled receptor activity
Source: RefSeq, a predicted model, not a curated record
ACAACCGAGGUGACCCAGGAGAUGCUGUAUCAGAAACCUGUCAGAGUGAUGCUGUCCUUGCUGCCGGGUCUUCUCUUCCUGUACAUAAACGCAGUCAUGCUGUUCGCCCUGCUGAGGAAGCCUCUCUUGCUCGAGUCCUCUCGCUACAUCCUGUUCGGUCACUUGCUCCUCACCGAGUCUCUGCAACUUUUUGUCACUAUCCUGUUGUACGUCUUUGCUGUGACCAUGGUCAGAAUGAUCAGUUAUGUGUGUGUCGUCAUCAGAAUGCUCGGGGUAGUCACCACUAAAAUGUCACCGCUCAACCUCGCCCUGAUGUCUUUGGAGAGGUAUGUGGCCAUUUGUUUCCCACUGAGGCACGCUGACAUUGCCACCACCAGGAGGACCGGCAUGGCCAUCGCCGUGAUAUGGACAGUGGCCUCCAUGGACUCGUUCACCCAGAUUGUCGUGUUUGUCAGUCUCGACAACAAAGGCUCCACUGUACCGACAGUCUGCAGCAGGAACAGUGUCUUGCAUCUACAGAUUUAUUCCACCAUAUUCACGACCUUCACCAUUAUGUGUUUUGUAAUGGUGAGCACCGUCAUCAUUUACACAUACAUUGCUAUCAUGAUUACUGUGAAGUCAGCCUCCUCUAAUAGUCAAAAUGUCACUAAAGCCCACAGGACAGUACUGCUGCAUCUGAUCCAGCUGUGCCUGUGUCUCUCCUCUACUCUGUUCACUAUGAUAAACCCCGGUGGCAGGUGGAACAUGAAACGUACUGUGGCCAUUCAUAUUGAGUAUUUCCUCUUUUUGACUCUUUUAAUUCUCCCUAAGGGCUUGAGCCCGCUCAUAUAUGGUCUCAGAGAUCAGACCCUGAGACACAUCUUCAUCCACUAUUUCACCUUUGGCCUCAAAACCACCGUUAGGCCAUUCACUAAGACUUCUUUUCAAAUACAGUAAUUGUGCUUAUCUUUUUGAGCAGGAAU